Messenger RNA from Colletotrichum graminicola M1.001, 1290 nucleotides. RefSeq lists its product as uncharacterized. The transcript has 3 exons. The coding region runs from base 1 to 1290 and encodes 429 amino acids. The record is from RefSeq and is a predicted model, not a curated record. Gene Ontology annotation, cellular component: dynactin complex; cytoplasm. Lineage: Eukaryota; Fungi; Ascomycota; Sordariomycetes; Glomerellales; Glomerellaceae. Gene Ontology annotation, biological process: mitotic spindle organization.
AUGGCCUUAAACCGUAAAUAUGCAGCACUGCCAGAUCUGGACUCGGCCCCCGAUGUGUACGAGACCCCAGAGCUGACCGACGACACUUCGACCGUUCCUACGACGACCGGACAGUCGCAUUCGGACGAUGACUUCGACGACGAUCUGGACGACGAUACGAACGGGAUCUCGCGGUCCCGACUACGAGUAGACCAAGCGCGGUCUCGUUUCCUGCCCGCAGGAGUAGACGCUACGGAGGUCGACUUUUCGGAUCGGGUAGACGGCAAACGAAAGUCAUACAAGGCGUCGACGAGGCGCCAGCGUAUUCUCCAAGAUGGUACAGCAGAGAUAGGCGAUCUCAGUGACGAGGACGACGAGGUUAAUCUCGAACGGAAGAUUGCGCGGCUGCAACGUGAGGUCGAAGAGGCUAAAGAGGAGCACAGAAAGAGGAAAGAAACUGCAGCACAACCCGCUCCCGAAGAACAAGAAGAGAAGCUGGGAUCUCUGAGCAAGGCUCUGGACGAAAUCUCCAGAACCAUUGCGCUGUCUACCUCAACGCCUAGUGUUGUUCAACCGGUAUCUCAGUUACCCCAACAGCAACAAGAAGGGCCGCAUGCUGUGCUUCCACAAAGAAAUGCUGCCACGUACACCGUCACAUAUGCUCCUACCUACGAACAAAGCCAUGCCCUUGCCAAAGCAGCGGACUUUGACAGACGGCUUGUGCUUCUCGAGAAGUCCAUUGGGAUCGGUUCAACUGCUUUGCCUGAGGUUGAUGUCAAUGGACUGCCGCGAGCCAUUCUUCCGACUCUCGAUGGCCUUCAGAAACAGAUCACAACUCUGUCACAGGCUUCGACUUCGAACCUGGAUACAAUUAGCCGUCGAGUGCGGACCUUGAUCCAGGAGGCUCAAGAGUUGGAAAAGGCGAGACAAGGGGCCAAAUCUGCGCAGGAAACGCUUGGUAACGGUGCAUCGGAUAGCGAGGGUGCCCAGCCUCCUGAGCAGCUGGCCAAGAUUAACGCUCUCUAUGGAACGUUGCCCACGAUUGAAAAUCUGGCUCCCCUGCUGCCACCACUGCUGGACCGUCUGAGGUCGCUUCGGACGAUCCAUUCUGACGCCGCGACUGCAAGCGAAAUGCUCCAACGGAUCGAGAAGCAGCAGGCAGACAUGGCCACCGAUCUUCAACAGUGGAAGGAUGGCUUGGUGAAGGUUGAAGAAGCGAUGAAGGAGAGCGGUACUGCUAUGACGGGGAACAUGAAGGUCAUGGAGGCUUGGGUCAAGGACUUGGAGGAACGGAUUGCGAAGCUGCCAUGA